UAAGAGCGGGGAGCACGAAUCCAGCAAAUUUAUGCUCAUCAUCGGAUGACGCUGUUUCAAACCCGUGGCCUCAGUCUUGGCGGCAUCAGAGGGGGGAAAUUGUCACGUCAAAACCCUCAAAAGAAUUUUUUUUAUUAUUUUUUACUGGGCUGUUCUCCUCCAUUUCUCUCUAAUUUCCCUUUUCCUAUUGAGAAUUCUUUGCAAGUGUUAGGUUUUUGCCUUCCAGAUCCACCCAAGUUCUUAGCUAUGCUCUCAAAUUCCUUUAUUGGAUUCUGUUGUUGGGUUUAGCUUGUUGACCUGUUGAUCUUGCGAAAGACCUUUCAUUUUCUCCAAUUUUAUCAAAAUUUGUGAGUACCCAGUUGGAGAUUUUGCUAUUAUUCUGCAUAUUUAUCAUUGGGUUCGACUGGGUUGGACUCAGAUUGAUCCAAUUUGUUGAGUUUGUUCUAUUUUUCUUCGUGGUUCGCAGUUUCAAGAAAUGGGCAAGAAGGGUAUUUGAUGUGAAUUGAGUCCGAUGAAGGAUUUUGGUCUUUGUGGGCGAAUGCCCUCAUGGUCUUUUAUUGCAACUGUUGGCUCUUUAGUGGCAUUAGUAUCAAUUGUUCAUUUGUUCUUCACACCUCUACUUCCGUCGUCGCUUGAUUACUUUGGGGCAGGGAGAGCACAGAGUUCGUGUUCUCCAGUUAAUUCGUCUGCUGGAUUGAAGAGUGAACAUUUGUAUGAUAAUUCAGAGCUGGGUAUUGAUUUUGAUAAACAAUUCCCUGUCGAUUCUCACGGGGCAGUGACUUAUCGUGGUGCGCCGUGGAAGGCUGAGAUUGGAAAGUGGUUUUCUGGCUGCGGUGAUGUUUUGAAUGCUGUUGAUGUUGUUGAGAAUAUAGGGAGCAAAAGGUGCAAGAGUGACUGUAGCAGCCAAGGAAUAUGCAAUCAGGAAUUGGGGCAAUGCAGGUGUUUUCAUGGGUUUUCUGGGGAAGGAUGUGCGGAGAAGUUGCAGCUUAACUGCAAUCUUCCAUCAUCCCCUGAACAGCCAUAUGGACCUUGGAUUGUUUCAAUAUGUGCAGCCCAUUGUGAUACGACAAGAGCAAUGUGUUUCUGUGGAGAAGGGACCAAAUAUCCAAAUCGACCGGUGGCCGAGGCAUGUGGCUUUAAGACUAUCUUGCCAACUGAACCUGGUGGUCCAAAGCUUACUAAUUGGACACAAGCUGAUCUUGAUAAUAUCUUCACAACUAACGCGAGCAAACCCGGCUGGUGUAAUGUGGACCCAAAAGAUGCAUAUGCUUCAAAAGUGAAAUUCAAAGAGGAGUGUGAUUGUAAGUAUGAUUGUCUUUGGGGACAAUUCUGUGAAAUUCCAACAGUAUGCAGUUGUCUCAACCAAUGCUCCGGACAUGGACAUUGUCGGGGUGGAUUUUGUCAGUGUGACAGUGGUUGGUAUGGGAUAGAUUGUAGUAUACCAUCUACAUUAUCAGCUAUACAAGAAUGGCCUAAGUGGCUUCGACCAUCUACAGUUGGUAUAUCUGACAAAGCCCCUUUAGGUAGUGAUAUGAGUACGAAAGCUGUUGUCAAGAAGAAAAGGCCUCUUAUUUAUGUUUAUGAUUUGCCACCUGAAUUUAACAGCCAUCUUCUUGAGGGAAGGCAUUUCAAAUUUGAAUGUGUAAACAGAAUCUAUAGUGAUAAGAACAGGACAAUAUGGACUGAUCAGUUGUAUGGCGCACAGAUGGCACUCUAUGAGAGUAUUCUUGCUAGUCCCUAUCGGACGUUGAAUGGUGACGAGGCAGACUAUUUCUACAUCCCGAUUCUUGAUUCGUGUAUAAUAACUAGAGCAGAGGAUGCACCCCACUUCAGUAUGAUGGAACAUGGGGCUCUCAGGAGCUUUAUGACUUUGGACUUAUACAAGGAGGUUUAUGAUCAUAUAGUUGAGCAGUAUCCAUACUGGAAUCGCUCCUCCGGAAGAGAUCAUAUUUGGUUCUUUUCGUGGGAUGAAGGUGCCUGCUAUGCUCCAAAGGAAAUUUGGAAUAGCAUGAUGUUGGUUCACUGGGGAAACACAAACUCAAAACAUAAUCACUCAACAACAGCUUAUUGGGCAGACAAUUGGGACAAAAUUCCCUCCCAUAGAAGAGGAGAUCAUCCAUGCUUUGACCCAGACAAAGACCUUGUGCUACCCGCAUGGAAAAGGCCUGACCCUGGUGCAAUAUGGUUAAAGCUGUGGUCAAGGCCACGAAAGGAGCGAACAACACUCUUCUACUUCAAUGGAAAUUUAGGGCCUGCAUAUGCUAAUGGUCGACCUGAAGAUACGUAUAGUAUGGGUAUUAGGCAGAAACUGGCAAAGGAGUUCGGUUCUACUCCUGACAAGAAGGGAAAGCUAGGGAGACAGCAUAGAGACAAUGUAACAGUCACUCCACAACGCACUCAUAAGUAUUAUGAAGAACUUUCUCGCUCUGUCUUUUGUGGGGUUUUACCUGGAGACGGAUGGAGCGGGCGUAUGGAGGAUAGCAUUCUACAAGGAUGCAUUCCGGUGGUAAUUCAGGAUGGAAUUUUCUUGCCAUACGAGAAUGUGCUGAACUACAGAAGUUUUGCAGUUCGAAUUACUGAAGAUGAGAUUCCAAACUUGAUCAAUAUCCUUCAGGGGUUUGAUGAGACAGAAAUUGAGUCCAUGUUGGCAAAUGUUCGCCAAAUCUGGCAGAGAUUUUUAUACCGAGACUCAGUUUUGCUUGAGGCUAAGAGACAAAAGAAAUUGUUUGCUGAUGAGGAAGCUUGGGUAGUCGAAUUCUCAAAGCUUGAACUUGAUGAGGAUGAUGUUUUUUCGACAUUUGUACAGAUAUUGCACUAUAAACUUCAUAAUGACCCUUGGAGGCGACAUCUUUCUCAACAAAAGGAUUAUGGACUUCCAAAGGCUUGUCGGAGAACAACUAGCUAAAAAUAUUUCAUUAAGAUGACAAGAUGACAAUGUAAAAAAAUACCUCUCCUAGAGUGAGUUGUAACUUCUCAGGUCAUCAUAUGCAAGUAAUCAGUCAACUCUAGGCAUGGGUGAUUUACUGAUUACCAAGAUCUUCGAUGCUGAUCAGCGAGGAUCUGGAAAUGCUUGAGUAGAUGGAGUGUACAGUGAACGGAUGAAAUGAUUGUAAAUGUGUUUAAGUGGCUUCUCAAUACACAAGUGUAACAGCCAUUUUUAUUUUUUUAAAUCUCAGAUUCAUUUUAUACACAAGUGUAACAGUCAUUUUUGUAAUGUCAGUGAUUGUCGAGACGUAUAUUAGCUGUGAAUAUUAUUAUUAUUGGUAGAUA
Molecule: messenger RNA, 3270 nt
Organism: Asparagus officinalis (garden asparagus)
Lineage: Eukaryota; Viridiplantae; Streptophyta; Magnoliopsida; Asparagales; Asparagaceae
Exons: 14
Coding region: 512-2905 (797 amino acids)
Molecular function (GO): glycosyltransferase activity
Source: RefSeq, a predicted model, not a curated record